Penicillium macrosclerotiorum is the source of this 237-nucleotide messenger RNA. RefSeq lists its product as uncharacterized. Bases 1 to 237 code for a protein of 78 amino acids. The record is from RefSeq and is a predicted model, not a curated record. The transcript has a single exon. NCBI's taxonomy places the organism in Eukaryota, Fungi, Ascomycota, Eurotiomycetes, Eurotiales, Aspergillaceae.
AUGGCCGUCAAUCAGUUGAAAGGGAAAGCAGCAAGCUCCACGGAUUCGAGGCAACGGCAGGUUCGCGAGUUUGAAAUGCGACAAGGGCGGGGAGGAGGAUUCGGUCUGCCUGGUGGACUAUAUCAAGCUGGGGAGGUGAACAAUCGGGAGAGCGAGUGGGCGGCAGUUAUGUCCGGUGGUUUCCGGAUGGUGCGGAGGCAAAAGGAAACAGAGUUAUCCCUUGCGGCCGUCGAAUGA